Molecule: messenger RNA, 1446 nt
Organism: Suillus plorans
Lineage: Eukaryota; Fungi; Basidiomycota; Agaricomycetes; Boletales; Suillaceae
Exons: 8
Coding region: 1-1446 (481 amino acids)
Source: RefSeq, a predicted model, not a curated record
AUGGAGACCAAGUCCUCCGAAGACCCCCACCGGCUCGAAGUCGAGGAAAGCAAAGAGGAAGAACUUGCCGAGCUCUGCCCUCCGUCUUCUCAGUUACACAUGGAACUCGGUGUUCUACGUGAACACGCUCUCGACAAGGAAAGCAAGCUCGUUACUGACCUAGACGUGAUGCGUCUUCAGCACAAGUAUCUGGAUCCAGCUCACAGCUUGACGAGGCUUGAAGGAACGGACGUCGAAGGUCGUGGAUCUGGAAAAAGCCAAGAGUGGACAAAUCAGCACUACAGGCAUUGCGAUUUCACAUCGAGGGCGCGAGAGGUUUUCCUCAUUCCGCCAUCAAGAUUGGGGGAGAUCAUAAUACCUGGCGACACAUGGUGGUUGGACACCUGCGAACUCCUGGCUUGUUCCACCUCCAUCGGCGAGCAGACUUCAGUGCCAUUCAUCCAUACUCCUGCGUCAUCUGUGCCUACUGAUUUUUGGGGUGUUCUCGAACCGGAAGAUGUCGAUGUCGACGACCUGAUUGAUGCUGACGUAUCGGCGGAGACUUUUGUUUGGCUUGACAACGAUGACCUUCGUGAGGACCUUGAUGAGCCCUCGACAUUGCAACUGGGUACCUCGACCACUCCGACGCUCGACCUUGCGGAUGCACCAUGCACUCCCUAUGCACUUACUGGCCAUCGUAAGAACACGUCGACCUCUUUCUAUGCCGAGGGAGUUUCGGUCUCGAAGGCCGUGUUUCGGCUGACAUCCUUCAGGCAAAACCAACUCGAAGCUAUCAACGCCACGCUGUGGAACAGAAUUUGCAUAUGGGAUAUUCGGUACUGGAGGCAGCGGAUAGGGAUGAAGCGUUCUGGAGUUGUAGAUAUAAAAUUGAAUCGAGACCAUCUGCAUACUGGGUGCCCCAUAUGUCUGGUGACUGCAUCUUGGGUCUCAAAUGAUUCUGCUAUUCCGAACAGACAUGUCACGAGGCCCCCGGGGCCUCUGUACAGCAACUACGAACGAGCAACACAGCAUGACGUGGACGCAAUUGACGGUAUCUCGUGCUUGAUAGAUGUAGACAUCACGGACUUGCAAAGAAAAGAAGAGAGAUUAAGCACAGAUUUGACGCUCGGUAAACCAUCAGUCUUGAUCAUUCAACCUAUGAGGCCAGUAAUAAGUCCAGAACUCGUCGCGACCGUUACCUCUAAUAUAAUUCACCUUUUGAUGAUGUUGGUGAUGUAUGGAAUGUCUGCUUCUGUGAAAUCCACAACUGCGUGCUUAUUUCCUCGAAACACGGACCCCUCGGGGCGGUAUGCGGGACUCGUAAUCCAGUAUAACCUGCAGCAGACGAAGGUGGAGUCCCCCAGCGACCUGGGACAGUCACGGAGUCGUCAUCCGCCUGGAGGAAUACAAGACGAAGCUGGCAACCGGAGACAUUGUAAUGGAAAGCAAUGCCAGCUUCAAUUGUAA